This is a messenger RNA of Ramularia collo-cygni, 813 nucleotides long. Its product is annotated as probable proteasome component PRE4. The transcript is spliced from 2 exons. Lineage: Eukaryota; Fungi; Ascomycota; Dothideomycetes; Mycosphaerellales; Mycosphaerellaceae. Bases 1 to 813 code for a protein of 270 amino acids. The record is from RefSeq and is a predicted model, not a curated record. Gene Ontology annotation, cellular component: proteasome core complex.
AUGAACCACCUUCCGCAGGCGUGGGGCAGACCGCGCGACGAUGUCUAUGGCAGCUACAACCCAACCUACCUCCCUCAAUCACACGGCGGCACCCAGCAACCCAUCACUCACACGCAAUCGCCCAUUGUCACCGGAACAUCGGUCAUCGCCCUCAAGUUCAGCACGGGAGUCGUCAUCGCCGCCGACAAUCUCGCAUCAUACGGCUCCCUCGCCCGAUUUACGGAUGUUCACCGCAUUAAGCCCUUCAACAAGAAAUCCGUUGUCGGAUUCGGCGGCGACGUCAGCGAUAUGCAGUACCUCGACCGUCUGCUCAAUUCCCUCAAUAUCGAAGAGAACUACUCGGGCAUUGAUGAAGGAGAAGACGCCGCCAUGAUGAACGCCAAGAACCUGCACACAUACCUCGCAAAGGUCAUGUACAAGCGACGUACCGACUUCAACCCACUGUGGAAUGCGCUGUUGAUCGUUGGGCUGGACGAGAAGAACAAGCCAUUCCUGGCUUCCGCAGAUCUCUUGGGCACAACCUUUAGCGCACCGACGCUGGCAACCGGAUUUGGUGCACAUCUCGCACAGCCGAUCCUAAGAAGGGCGGUACCGGAUGAGGCGGCGGCAGCCAAGUUGAGUAGGGAGGAUGCAGUCGCAGCAGUCAAGGCGUGCAUGAAGGUGCUGUUUUACCGCGAUGCGCGCAGCAUGAACGAGUACUCCAUCGCCGUGGUUGACGAGAAGGGCGUGGAGCUGCACCAGGAUGAGAAGCUGGAGAACCAGAGCUGGGACUUUGCGGAUAAGAUCAGAGGCUAUGGUACCCAAACUGCUUGA